Myodes glareolus (Bank vole) is the source of this 1127-nucleotide messenger RNA. Lineage: Eukaryota; Metazoa; Chordata; Mammalia; Rodentia; Cricetidae. The record is from RefSeq and is a predicted model, not a curated record.
UGUUUUUGGUUUUUAAUCCUAGACUUGGAGUGGAAAAUUAUCUAUGUGGGCUCUGCAGAAAGUGAAGAAUACGAUCAAGUCUUAGACUCUGUUUUAGUGGGUCCCGUUCCUGCAGGAAGGCAUAUGUUUGUUUUUCAGGCUGAUGCACCGAAUCCAGGACUCAUUCCAGAUGCAGAUGCAGUGGGGGUAACAGUUGUGCUAAUUACCUGUACCUAUCGAGGUCAAGAAUUUAUUAGAGUUGGCUACUAUGUAAAUAAUGAAUAUACUGAAACAGAAUUAAGGGAAAAUCCACCAGUAAAACCAGAUUUUUCUAAGCUUCAAAGAAAUAUUUUGGCAUCUAAUCCCAGAGUCACAAGAUUCCACAUUAACUGGGAAGAUAACACAGAAAAACUGGAAGAUGCAGAGAGCAGUAACCCAAAUCUACAGUCACUUCUUUCAACAGAUGCAUUACCUUCAGCAUCAAAGGGAUGGUCCACGUCAGAAAACUCACUGAAUGUCAUGUUAGAAUCCCACAUGGACUGCAUGUGAUAACAUGCCAUCCCAUUAGUACAGAUUAAGCUAUUAAAAACAGAACUAUUUCCCUGAAGUUCCGUAAGUACAUAGUCAAGGUGAAAUGUGAAGAAUCUGUUUAAAAACAUCCUGUAGAAAGUUUAUAAGAAAACCAGUAUUUGAGCAAAUUGUGGAAUAUAAAUACAACUAUUUUUAAGUACUUUUUUUCUCUAAUGUGUUAUUUUAUUUGUUCUUGAAACUAAUCUGGUUAAAGUAUAUAUAUAUUAUUUUCUUCUCCUUUAUAUGUAAUUAAAGCAUUUAUAAAAAGAAGAGUUAUCAAUUAUUAGACCAGGUUGUGAAGGUGUUUUAGCCUCUUGGACAAUAAUACUUUUUACUAGCCUUUAAAAGAACAAAGUUUACUUCAACUAAAAUGAUUUCCUUUGAAGACAGCGUCCUUUUAAUUUAAGGAGCAAAUUUCCAUUCUGUAGUGAAAACGCUAUCUUUAAAAAGGGAAUUUGAAAUCAACUACAUGCCACCAAGGCUUUCCUAGGCCACCCCAGUGCAUCUUGUGACAACCACCACAGCUUGUGUUAACACUGGACUUGUGGUUUUAUGUAAUAAAUGCGGCUGCCUUUGAA